Messenger RNA from Selaginella moellendorffii, 2039 nucleotides. Its product is annotated as RNA polymerase I-specific transcription initiation factor RRN3. Gene Ontology annotation, molecular function: RNA polymerase I core binding; RNA polymerase I general transcription initiation factor activity. Bases 62 to 1975 code for a protein of 637 amino acids. The record is from RefSeq and is a predicted model, not a curated record. Gene Ontology annotation, biological process: transcription initiation at RNA polymerase I promoter. The transcript has 14 exons. Lineage: Eukaryota; Viridiplantae; Streptophyta; Lycopodiopsida; Selaginellales; Selaginellaceae. Gene Ontology annotation, cellular component: nucleus.
AAGCCCUAAUCCAAGAGCCCUAAAAUUGGGCCGGCAGAAAUGUAGCUCAAGUGUCGCCGCCAUGGCGAUGGAAGGGCAAGCGAAAGAGUCGGCUGCGGCGGCUGCGGAAGUGGACGAUAAGCAGCUCCAAGAGAUUGUGCGGUCGUGGAUGUUGCAAGCGUUGUCUGGGGAGGACAUCGAUCGCUACCGGAAAUUGCUCUCGGACUUGAAAAACGUCGACUUCGAUGAUCCAGAAAGCGUCUCUGGCUUGGCGGCAAGAAUACGAGCGCUCUCCCAAUGUGUAAGCAUUAUCAACGAGCGGGAUCACGAGAUGCUGCUAUCGCUUGUGUUUUCUAUGAGCUUCUGGAGUGGCAGCAAUGAGCUUCUGGAUGCAAUUGAGAACCUUGUCGUGAAUUUGGCGACUUCUAGCGGUGUUUUGGUGCCCAGAUGCUUGGACAUGCUAGUGCGGAACUUUUUGCCUCCCUCAUGUGGUAUCAAGGUGCAUCUUGACUGUUAUACACAAGACAGGCUUGCUAGAAAAAAGAUGACUUUUGAAAGUCUUAAAGGACUAAAACCGCUACAUUUGUCCAUGAAAAGUGACGUCGUGAAUCGUGUGCAUCUAGCUCUACAACGAAUUUUGGAGUUGGUCCCAAUUGCCGCUCUGAGGCUUCAUCCGAUCGUCCAGCAAAGAAUGCCUCAUCGAAGGGUUGACAAAGAUUGGAAUUCUUUGUUCCUGGAGAAUAUGUUACUUUUAGAUAGCAAGCGCGUUAGUCCAGCUAUAAGCAGCCGGAUGCUGUUGGGGAUAGUCGACAGGCUGAUCGAGAUAGAUGUAGAGAUAGCUUGGGAGGACAUUUUGAAGGAUGAGGAUAGUAGCAAAGUUUUGGUCUUCCAUAUGGAUGUUGAUGAAUCCGAUGACAAACAAGCGGCUCCCGGUAGUGAGGCUCAAUUGGAGCAUGCGUUAGCAGCGCAUUCAGGGAAGAAGCCUUUAGAUGAAAUAGCAGACAAGAUGGACCAUUUGAUGGAACUGGUGUUUGAGCACUUGCAUCAAUGUGCGAAAAAUGAAAGGCUCGACGAGGUGUAUACAACACUAAUGGUUUCUUUCAAGUCGACUGUCCUUGACACCUACAAGUCAAAGUUUACGCAGUUCUUGAUCUUCUAUCUGUGCUCGUUAUCUCCUUCAAGUUGCGGGGUGAACUUCGCUGGGUUUCUUUGCGAGACAUUUGUGACUCGGUCUAUUCCUAGCAACACAAGGAUGUCUGCUGCCGCAUACCUUGCGAGCUACCUUGCCAGGGCAAACUUCUUACCUUUGCCUGUGGUGCUUUCAUCCGUUUCAAGGCUAGUAAACUGGUGUGUCAGCUUUACUCCUACAAGGUUCGACGUGUUCAAAUUGACAGACACAGCCCUUCAUGGAGUCUUCUAUGCUGCUUGUCAGGCAGUAAUGUACAUUCUCUGCUUCAGAUUGAGGGAGCUUCAUGCGGAUUCUACGCAAAGACCCUUGCUGAAAGGCUUGAGAUUGCAACAGCUGAUAGAGCACAAGCUUUGCCCUCUUAAGGUGUGUCUUCCCUCCGUCGUCGAGGAGUUUGUCAGGCAAGCGACGGCAAUUCAGCUUAUCAGCUACAGCGGCACUGUAGAGCCUAGCUCCGGAUUCGAGGUCUUGUCAUUCAAAUCCUAUGGAGGUGACAACAGGCUAGAGAUGUUCUUCCCAUUUGAUCCUUACUUGCUGAGACGAUCGGACAGAUUUAUCGAGCCAAUCUUCACGCACUGGUCUGCGGCUCACUCGGCAAACGAAGUCGAGGAACAGAGCAGCGACGAGGAGGAGCCUGUUGUGGAGGAGGAAGAGGUGUUAGAUCCGGAUGAUCUGAUGGAGGCCGAAGAGGAAGGCUACGAGCACCAUGAUGGUGGCGAGGAAGCGUUCCGGAAUUCUUUGGAGUGCAUGUCCAUCACGCCGCCUCGGAUGCUACCGGCGAAUUUGGCACAGAUGCUUCCAAUGUCUUGAGAUCAUCAAGUUUGUUUAAGGAAAUGCUUCAAAUAUAUAUUUGUAAACUUAGGGUUGGAUUUCA